Molecule: messenger RNA, 1208 nt
Organism: Oryzias latipes (Japanese medaka)
Lineage: Eukaryota; Metazoa; Chordata; Actinopteri; Beloniformes; Adrianichthyidae
Gene: rrs1
Product: ribosome biogenesis regulator 1 homolog
Biological process (GO): endonucleolytic cleavage in ITS1 to separate SSU-rRNA from 5.8S rRNA and LSU-rRNA from tricistronic rRNA transcript (SSU-rRNA, 5.8S rRNA, LSU-rRNA); ribosomal large subunit biogenesis; ribosome biogenesis
Cellular component (GO): nucleus; preribosome, large subunit precursor; nucleolus
Molecular function (GO): protein binding
Source: RefSeq, a predicted model, not a curated record
AGACAAUGAACUACACCGUGACCCGGAAGAAGACUCCUGUUGUUGCCCCACGUGUGUAGUGGUCGAAAUCAUGGCUGCGUGCAGCGUGGAGGAGCUGUUAGCGAAAGCCGAACAGGAGGAGGCUGAAAAACUGAAGACCAUCUCCGUCCAGAAGGAGCUGGAUUUGGACUUUGACGUGGGAAACCUGCUAGCUUGUGACAAAAACCGCAUCGAGUCCAGGGACUUCAAAGAGCAGAAUAAGGAAGACUUUCUCCGGUCGCUGGCCCGCGACAACACGCAGCUUCUUAUCAACGAAAUCUGGAAGGUGCCGACCGAGAGGGUCGAGGAGGCGAUCGUAGCCAAACUACCGGAGCCGACGACCCGGUUGCCCAGAGAGAAACCUCCUCCGAAGCCCAAACCCCCGACGAAAUGGGAGCAGUUCGCCAAACUGAAAGGCAUCCAGAAGAAGAAGAAGACGAACCUGGUGUGGGAUGAAACGGCCAAGGAGUGGAGGAGGCGCUGGGGCUACAAGAGGGCCAACGACGACACCAAAGACUGGCUGAUCGAGGUUCCGCAGACCUCCGACCCGAACGAGGACCAGUUCGCCAAACGCGCCCAUGCCAAGAAGGAGAGGGUGGCAAAGAACGAGUUCAACAGACUGAAGAACGUCGCCAGAUCUCAGAAAAUAAAAAACCCCGGUGUGGGGCUGCUACCCCGAGCCAAGCAAUCCAAAGACGAGCUGAGCAAAGCUGUGAGCGUGGCCAAAACCUCCACGGCAUCCGUGGGCAGGUUCCAGGAUCGCCUCCCAAAGGAGAAGCCCCCCAAGAACGCAGGCAAGAGGAGGAAGUUUGAGCCCCUCAUCGGGGACUUCUCCAGCGAGAAGCACAAGCAGCUGGAGCUCCUGAAGGUCAUGGACAGCAAGAGGCCCAAGCUGGACAUCACCAAAGCCGUCAACAAACAGAUGAGAGAGGAGGACAGGGAGGAGGCUGCGUCCAGGAAGAAGGGAGGCAAAGGGGGAGCCACCCGGAGGCCCAAGGGGAAGGGGGGCAAAGGAAAAGGAGGCAAAGCUGGAGGAGGGAAGAGGAGAGGGAAACCUGGGAAGCGCUGAAGAAAUUCUCUACAUCCUGCUGCUGCAGAGCUGAACUCUGAGGACCGAUUCCUGCUCCCCAUAGCUUUUUGACUGUACUGUUGACAGAAAAGCAAAUAUAUUCUACAAUUUAAAUACAAAA